AUGAAUUCUACAUCCCAAAGUAUCUCACCCCAAAGCUCAAGUGACGAAAAAAAGUCUAGAAAAAGAACAAAGCAGAAGAAUGAAAGAAUUCCCAUGACUUUAUGCAAGAGAAUUGUUGACUUGACUGUAAAAACAGAUCAUAAGCCCGUUUCAGAAGUUGCUUCUAUGUUUAGCCUUUCUAGAUCUACUGUAGAUAAUAUAAAGGACAGUUUCCGAGAUAAUAGAGAGGUCAUUGUCAAGCAAAGAGGUGGCAGAAAGAAGGAAUGUACAAAAAUCAUGGAAGAACAUUCAGAAUAUCUCAUUGAGAUCCUAGACAAAAAUUGCACGUUGACUCUUGAGAUGAUGAGAGAAAAGCUUUACAAACGCUUUGACAACUUACGAGAAAAAGAUAUACGUUCACAAACCAAGGCUGUGGAGGAGAGAAGAAACGACGCGGAUGUUAUUGAAGCAAAGAGAAAAUUUGUAGAGUCUCUUCUGGAACUUGGGAUUGCAUAUGUAGCCAAUUGCAUUUUUAUUGACAAAGCUGGAUUUAACGUUAAUCUCAUAUGCCAACAAGGGUGGUCGAAGAAGGGAAAGAAUGCCAUUGUACGUACUAAGACCAAGAGGGCACUCAACAUCAGCAUCUUGGCAGCAAUAUCAAAUAAUGUUGUCAAGAGCAUGUCAGCCAAGCUUGUUCCAAAAGGCACCAAUGCUGAACUUUUCACCGAGUUUUUAAAGCCAACUAUAAAAACACUGGAUGACACCAAUGCUGUUCCCCAGUGGUUCAUCCUGGACAAUACUCCCAUCUACAGAUCCCAUUUGGUCAGAGACUUUAUGGCAACAACACAACACCACAUCAAGUUCUUGCUAUCUUACUCACCAUUUUUGAAUCCAGUAGAAGAGAGCGUCUCAAAGCUAAAGGGUUUGGCGAAGAGAAAGCCAGAGUUAGAUACUACUAUGGGAGAUUUUUCUAGGGUUGCAAAUGACUGUUAUGUACGACAGUGGCUCGAUUUCCUUUUUUGGAUUUACUAUUUUUGA
Messenger RNA from Phycomyces blakesleeanus NRRL 1555(-), 1017 nucleotides. RefSeq names its product Homeodomain-like DNA binding domain-containing transcription factor. The record is from RefSeq and is a predicted model, not a curated record. Lineage: Eukaryota; Fungi; Mucoromycota; Mucoromycetes; Mucorales; Phycomycetaceae. Gene Ontology annotation, molecular function: nucleic acid binding. Bases 1 to 1017 code for a protein of 338 amino acids. The transcript is spliced from 2 exons.